This is a messenger RNA of Pleuronectes platessa (European plaice), 1942 nucleotides long. It is a transcript of the gene egln1a, whose product is annotated as egl-9 family hypoxia-inducible factor 1a. Gene Ontology annotation, cellular component: cytoplasm; nucleus. Bases 298 to 1428 code for a protein of 376 amino acids. Gene Ontology annotation, molecular function: peptidyl-proline 4-dioxygenase activity; L-ascorbic acid binding; ferrous iron binding. NCBI's taxonomy places the organism in Eukaryota, Metazoa, Chordata, Actinopteri, Pleuronectiformes, Pleuronectidae. The record is from RefSeq and is a predicted model, not a curated record. The transcript is spliced from 5 exons. Gene Ontology annotation, biological process: cellular response to hypoxia; peptidyl-proline hydroxylation to 4-hydroxy-L-proline.
CCGAGCGGCGCCAUGCUCCACGCUCACAGUAACCGCUAGCACGUAGAGAUGCCUCCCGAAGACCGCGACCAAGCCCCCAAUGUUCGGCCCGGGGUCCCCGCUGUUGUGUCGCUUCACUGAUCCAAGAUGACAGAGGGGUUACUGGUGGUAAAAUGGCGAGGCUAUGAGUACUACUUUUCCUGUUUCGCUCGGCGUAGCGUGGCAGAGGCAGCGGGUCGCUUCCAAAGUUGUCGGUUAGCAGGGCGCGUGUGAAGGAUCGGACUUAAAGGCGCCGCGCACCCGUUCGUGGCUGCAAACAUGGACAAGCAGCAGAGCGACCUGGAGCGGGACCAGCAGUACUGUGAACUUUGUGGGAAAAUGGAGAACCUGCUGAAGUGUGGCCGCUGCCGGAGCUCCUUCUACUGCAGCAAGGAGCACCAGAAACAGCACUGGAAGAAGCACAAGCUCAUUUGCAAGGAGGCGGACAAGGCGCAGCUUCCCAUUCAGAAGCCCGAGCAGCAGGCGCCUCAGCCGCCGCCGCCGACGCUGCCGCCUCCUCCACCGCCGCCGCCGGUGGACGACGAGGCACCGGAGAAACCCCCAGAGAAGAAAAGCCCCGAGCCGGCGGACAGCGCGUCUUUACCCGAGAGCGCGGUUAACACAGAGGCGCCCGUGGUCGGAGACAAGCCGGCGGAAGACGUUUCAAACAACACCGCCACACCUAACGGACAGACCAGCUCAUCCCCGCAGAAACUCGCCUUGGAGUACAUCGUCCCGUGUAUGAACAAGCACGGCAUCUGCGUGGUGGACAACUUUUUAGGCGCAGAGACCGGUCUGGGCAUUUUGGACAAUGUCAAGGCUCUGCACAAAACGGGCAGGUUCACAGACGGACAGUUGGUGAGUCAAAAAAGCGACUCGACCAAAGACAUCCGGGGGGACAAAAUCACGUGGAUAGAGGGGAGGGAAGCCGGCUGUGAGAAGAUCCGCUUUCUCAUGAGUCGCAUGGACGACCUGAUCAGACAUUGUAACGGCAAACUGGGAAACUACACAAUAAAUGGAAGGACGAAAGCAAUGGUGGCGUGCUAUCCAGGAAAUGGGACAGGGUACGUGCGGCAUGUGGAUAACCCUAAUGGCGAUGGACGAUGCGUCACGUGCAUAUAUUACCUUAAUAAAGACUGGAGUGCCAAGGAACACGGAGGCCUUCUUCGAAUCUUCCCAGAAGGAAAGGCCCAAUUUGCCGACAUAGAGCCCAAAUUCGACCGUCUGCUGCUGUUCUGGUCGGACAGACGGAACCCUCACGAGGUUCAGCCCGCCUUCGCCACCAGGUAUGCCAUCACAGUUUGGUAUUUUGAUGCGGACGAGCGCGCCAGAGCUAAAGAAAAGUACUUAACAGGUGCAGGGGAAAAAGGAGUAAAGGUUGAACUCGACAAAUCAUCCGAUCCCAGCUAGUGGGAUCCCUGCGUUCCCCACAAACAACCAUUAAGUGCUCUAUCCUAAGAAAGUGGCCUGUAGAGAGCAUGUGUGUGUGUUUUACAAAGACUGCAGACUUUUUGCUUGAGUGGAUGGAGAUCUGUGCUCGUGGAGACGUCAAAACCAACACACAGUGAUUUCUGUUCAUUUUCAGUAAACUCGGGCAACCCAGUAGACCUUGAAUGUCAUGACAUUGUACUGAAAGGGAUCUUUUUGUCUUUUUCACCUGUGCGGUGGAGAACGCUUACGUUAUAUCGCUGACAUUUCCAGAGCAUCACUUCAAACUGGAGCUCGGAGAGAAUCGACAUCCUUUUUUUGCAUAUACGUUUUUGCAGUUAAUUCCUUAAAGGUACAGUGUUCUGCAUAUGCUUAAUGUGUUAUGCUUUUCACAUGGAAUCAGCUGUUGCAAGAUACUGUAUGGCAAAAUAUGCUUGAGUUUGCAAUAAUACGAGGAAUGAUCUGAAUUAAAAACACCCUUUUAUUGACAGAACAA